AUGCGUGCAUCUCAACAUACAUAUUUUAAAUGGACACCUAAGACAGUAGUAGCAUCUCUAGUACUGGGAAUUUUUGUUCCAAGUUGUAUUGGAUAUCUUGCUUUAAUUACUGAAGGAAGAUGGAAUUUCAGAGGUAAAGGUAUAAAGGACAAACUAACAGAGAACUAA
Messenger RNA from Pneumocystis murina B123, 168 nucleotides. RefSeq lists its product as hypothetical. The coding region runs from base 1 to 168 and encodes 55 amino acids. The transcript is spliced from 2 exons. The record is from RefSeq and is a predicted model, not a curated record. NCBI's taxonomy places the organism in Eukaryota, Fungi, Ascomycota, Pneumocystomycetes, Pneumocystales, Pneumocystaceae.